This is a messenger RNA of Daldinia decipiens, 864 nucleotides long. RefSeq lists its product as uncharacterized. The transcript has a single exon. NCBI's taxonomy places the organism in Eukaryota, Fungi, Ascomycota, Sordariomycetes, Xylariales, Hypoxylaceae. Bases 189 to 536 code for a protein of 115 amino acids. The record is from RefSeq and is a predicted model, not a curated record.
CAUGUAAGGCUUUAUAAGUCAGCCCCCUUGGCAGUCUCGGCUCCGCCCCCAUCGAUCCUAUAUUAUAUAUAUUACGACUUACCCUUUUACACGCCAGACUUAGUAUACUUGCUUCAUCUACUUAUAUCAGCCUCUUCACAGGUACCUAACUUACAAAGUCGCAGAGAGCAUAAAAACAAAAUCAGAACAUGUCUAUCCCACUUAACAACUUAGACCGCGCAGACGACGGCCACGGAUACGAGCGCGGAAAGCCGUCCUUUGAGUACGAUCAGGAAUCGACAUCCACCGAGGUCGAGGAGCAGGAGCCGUUUAUUAGUCUCUCCAAACAGAACACUCCGACCCUUGAGUCCCAGGAGACAAGUGUGGAAGAACCCACCAUGCGUAGCUCGCUUAUGAAGCUCGGAAAGGGGAUGGGGACAUUUAUCGGAUAUGUAUUGAUUUUGGGCUUGUUUGCUGCGGCUGUUUUAACGACCGUGUUUGCCUUCAUGCGGCUCGUCGUCGCGCUGUGGCAGAAGAUCGGCUUGAUACCGAGUUAAGCGAAACUCCCCUCCGGUCCUAUAUUGAACCGUAUGCUGUCUUCUUUUCCGUGUCGAGAGACUUACUGGUCAUCGGCGCUGUCUAACGGGUUCUACGGCUGGGAACGCGGGAUGAUAAUAGUGUGGCUACCUAGUUAAGGGUAGUGGUAGAUCAACGACUCUCCAAAUUCGGCGAUGCUACUGAGGGUCGGAAGAGAGGAUGUACACCCCUUCGGCUUUUUCAAUGCUUCUCUAAUGACCUGAAGCUUUUACGUCAUGGGAAUAUUCCAUCGAUUAACCGGCAGCCCGAGGGCGGAUUGUAUAUUAACAGAUUAAUUUAUUAUAUACA